AUGGAAUUUUUACAUUCAAGGCUAUUUGCUGAUACUCUGCCAAUUUAUUGCCGUGGAUGUCCUCACUAUAAUACAAUUCACAAUGAUCCUAAUAUGGAAAAGUUGUUAGAUGAUGUCUAUUUUAAGCCAAAUGUGUCAAUAAACCUUUACUCACCAGGAAGAAAAGCUGCAGUUGAAAGAGCAAUAGAAUUUGGAUACAUAUAUGAAGAUGAGCCUUCUAUUUUGAGAUUUGCAUCACCUUUAUAUGAGAGAUCUUAUUUCCUUGCAAAAUAUGGGAAGCAACGACCUGAACUUUUUCAAUACAACAAAUUUGAAGAAUUUAUCAAAGAGGCAAUUCAAAGAUUAAAACCGUCACAACUUCAAAAUACAAUGAGUUAUGGUGUUAGGGAUAAAAUUUUAGAGCGUCAACUUCAAAUGGAGAUGUAUGUUACCAUACAAUCAUUACUGCCUGAAAGUUAUUUUAUAAGUCCUGAUGUUGGACCAAAACCGGGUUCUGAUGGGUUUGUAGAUUUUUUUAUAAAUGGGGAUUUAUCAUGGUUUAUAGAAAUACUUGUGGAGGGACAGGGCACCAAGGAACAUUUUAAGCAUUUUCAAAUAGGAGGGAAAUACCAUGUUAUGCUGAAACCAAAUUCAAAAUAUGCUCUAAUUGAUUUCAGGGAAUCAAUAAAUGUAAGAGUUAUAAGAGAGAAUUGCCUUUAUGUUUUGUUUUUAGAUGGAUAUAAGAAAGCAAGGAUACAAUAUGAAAAUGCAGAAAUUAAAUUUUAUAAAGGUAUAUUUGGAAACUCAUUGGCAUGGAUAUCUACCAAUAAUGUGGAUUUUGGAGCUGUGGCACCUGAAUUGACAAAAGCUGCGUUGAAAACCCCAGAUAUAAGUAAAGUUACAAAUGUAGAAGAAUUAUUACCUAAAAUUGGAGUUGCCAGAAGAAAAAACAUUAGUUUAAUGACUGCAACAAGAUGGCUGAAUGUUCUUGGUUACUCAUUUCAGCAACAUCAUAAAGGUCUUGGUGAAAUAAUGUUUGGUGACUUGAUGUCACGUAUACAUUUUUUUUUUAAAUUGCAUGAUAACGAUAAUGAUGGGUAUCUUUUAAAAGAAGAAAUAUUACAAAUGUCAGAAAGUUUCUUAUUUAUAUUUAGAAAUCGACAAGAUGAUAGACAUCUUAAUUCUGUUUCGAAUUUCAUAAAAAAUUCUUUUGAAUUUUCUGAUCCAUUACAACCAGAGAAAAAUCAAUUAAAAUUUAAUAACCAUGAUAGUAUAAAUUCAAAGUUACAAUCCCAAAACGAAAAUGUGGAGGAUAAAAAUGAGAGGGAUGAAAACGAGGAAAAUAAAAACGAGGGAGAUAAAAACGAGAAAGAAGAACAACGGCUAAAAGAAAUCAAAGAAAAGAUUAUUAUGAAUGAUACAGAGGAUUAUAGAAUGUCCCUUCCAUCAUUUAGAAUGGUUAUUUUGGCUGAUGCCUACCUCGAAGAAUUUUUUGAUAAAGACUUUGCUGAAUCAUUCAAAUUUAUUGUACCAACUGAAGAAAGACAAAGAAGUUUUGGUCGUGAAAUAUUUAAUUCUUUGAUGACAGAUGGUAUGAAAAUGGCAGGAAAUUUUGGUAAAAGAUUGAAUUACCGAUUAUCAAAUUCACACAACAAUAAUAAUAAUAAUGAUUCUACUGUUUCACCUGAAAGUGAACCUUUACUUGUGACAACACAUGGUACUCUUCUAUCAAAUGAGGGAAUAUGUUCUGGUGAUACAUCAUUCAUUAUAUUAAGAAAUAAAACUGUUACUGGACUUGUUGAGAUGAUUCGACAAACUCGUGUUGUUCAAGUUAGAGGUCCCCCAUAUUCUGGAAAGACUAGUUUAGCACAAGCAACUGAAAUUUAUAUCAGAAAGAAGUAUCCAAAAACACAAGUCAUAUUUAUUACUUUUGCUGCUGCCAAUGAGGAUUAUGAAUUUGAGAAAUAUAUUAAGGAAAAAUCUGGUAAAUCAUGGGAUGAAUUUUAA
This is a messenger RNA of Entrophospora sp. SA101, 1986 nucleotides long. NCBI's taxonomy places the organism in Eukaryota, Fungi, Glomeromycota, Glomeromycetes, Entrophosporales, Entrophosporaceae. The record is from the annotation of a GenBank genome assembly.